Messenger RNA from Symbiodinium sp. CCMP2456, 1554 nucleotides. The record is from the annotation of a GenBank genome assembly. NCBI's taxonomy places the organism in Eukaryota, Dinophyceae, Suessiales, Symbiodiniaceae.
AUGUCGGCCGAGCAGCAGCCCGACCCGUGGUGGGGCAGUCAACGAGAUCCCUGGAGCAGGGCGAGCAAUGAUGAAGACGGUCGCCGUGCGGCUCAGACAGAGACGGGUGCGUCUCCUGACGAUGGACAGUGGGAUACCGCCGCUUGGGCGGACCAAUCGGAAGCGCCUCCACAGGGCGCCGGCUGGGGAGAUGUUGCCCCCAACCCUCAGCGAUGGGAGCACAGCAGACAAUGGCGCAAGCUCUUGGAAUGCCAGGAGGUCUUCGGACGGAUCCUGGAACGGAGGGAACUCGUGGUCCCAGACUUCUCCUCCGGCGAUGCGGUGGAGCGAUCCUACAACCAUGAACGGGAGUACCACCGGGACCCUGCCGACUACAGGCGAGCCUACAUCGGGCACUACCUGGGGCACCGGGAACUCCUCUCCGGCGACUCCCGAUGCAACGCGGAUUACGAACCCCGACCUGGCGGCCCUUCGGAGAAGAUCAUGGUCCCGGUCUUCCGAGGAGAAGGGGAGGGCGGAGAGCUGGGCACCUCAGCCCGAAGCUACCUGCGUCAGCGCGCCCUCGUACUCUACCAACACCUCCAAGGUGCCGCCUGGAUAAACGCCGAACAGCUCGCGGUUGACAGGUUGAGUUCCCCCGACGGCGUGGAGUACUUCAAGGCUUGGGUGACUCAGCACUACCUGGACAUCGAGGUGACCUCCAUCGGCAGGUCCUUGAGCGACCUGUUCAGGAAGCUCAAGAGGAGACCGGCUCAGACGUUCCGCGACUACGUUGCCGAGUACAACCGUCUCUCAGCGAGGGUGGCCGAGUGCGGAUGUCGGCUUCCUGACAUAGCCUCGGCAUGGCUGUUCGUAGAUCGGGCGAACCUUGAUGAGUCCACUGAGGUCAGUUUGUUGGCUUCGGUAGGGAACCGCUACAACCUCCAGCAACUGCAGCAAGCCGCGAUCAUCUUAGAUCGCUCGAUGCGGAAACCCUGGGAGCGGACGGGUCGCACCAACACCGACGACCUCGGCGAGCACGACAAUGGCGACCUCUACGUGUCCUACAUGACGGCGAAGGCUCGAUACAAGGACGCGGCCAAGGCCAGAGGAGUGGACGUGGAAGCCGUUCGCAAAACGGCGGAGCAAAAGGUGGCUCUGGCUAAGAGCAAAAGCCACUGCGCGGCGUGCGGGCAGAAGGGACAUUGGCAUCGGGACGCCAUAUGUCCAAAAAAAAAGGCUGGAACAAGCAACCAGGACCCGAAGGCCCACAGCAUCCAUGUGACCAACGAGGCCUACCCCUACGAGUUCAUCAAUGAAAGGGAGUCUUUCCGAUUCGGGGCGAGCCGGGUCUACGAGUCGAGCAAUGCGGCUGUGAUUCUCACCAAGGUCGGCGGGACUUGGUUGGCAAUCAAGGCCGCGGUCAUCUACGGCGACAUCCCACUACUUCUCUCGCGCCCCCUGUUGGCGAGUCUGGGCAUGAUGUUCGAUGUUGAGCACAAUGUCGCGAACUUUAGAAAGAUCAAUGUUGAGGGCUUAAGUUGGCCUCCACUCCCUCAGGACACCCGGCCCUGA